This is a messenger RNA of Onychomys torridus (southern grasshopper mouse), 4419 nucleotides long. It is a transcript of the gene Ston2, whose product is annotated as stonin 2. NCBI's taxonomy places the organism in Eukaryota, Metazoa, Chordata, Mammalia, Rodentia, Cricetidae. Gene Ontology annotation, biological process: synaptic vesicle endocytosis; regulation of endocytosis; clathrin-dependent endocytosis. Gene Ontology annotation, cellular component: AP-2 adaptor complex; synaptic vesicle. Gene Ontology annotation, molecular function: clathrin-cargo adaptor activity. The record is from RefSeq and is a predicted model, not a curated record. The transcript has 7 exons. Bases 304 to 2994 code for a protein of 896 amino acids.
CAGUGGUGGCGCGGCGACCGGGGAGGGAGCUCUGCUGAAGCGGCGGCGGGACGGAGGCCGGGCUGGGGCGCGGGUGGUGGCGCGGACGUCCGCGGACUCUGCUCACGGCGACGCUGAUCUCUGCCUGGAAGAUUCACCAAAGGCAAGGAAGACCAAUCUUGUCUCUGUUCCGAGUGCUGCCAUUCACAAGACUUCUGUGACAGACUGUAGACCCAAGCUCGCUGUACUGCCCUGCUCGCCCCAGACUUCUUUCUGGGGUCUACUUGAGGUCAGCAGUGUGAAGAUGAACAGCAUCCUCUUAGCAUGACGACCUUGGACCAUGUCAUCGCCACCCACCAGUCAGAGUGGGUCUCCUUCAGUGAAGAGCCACUGUUCCCCACCCCUUCAGAGGGAGCCUCUGAAGAACACUUCCCAGGACUGUCAUCUUCCUCAGACCCGUCUGAGACGUCCUCUGGGGAGAAUCCUGCUGUGGAUGGAGGCUGCCGGGACCUUUCCCACUCUGAGCAGGAUGACUCCUCUGAAAAGAUGGGCCUCAUCUCUGGGUCGACCACCCCUCCCGGAAGCCCAGUGCAGCCCACACCUGACUUGGCCUCGGCCAUCAGCAACUGGGUCCAAUUUGAAGAUGACACACCCUGGAGCACCACCUCACCACCUCACAAGGAAACCGCCCUCACAUUGACCAUGCCUUGCUGGACGUGCCCUUCCUUUGACUCUUUGAGAAGAUGCCCUUUGACCUCAGAAAGCAGCUGGACCACCCAUUCCGAGGACACCAGCAGUCCCAGUGUUGCUCCUUCGUACACGGACCUGCAGCUCAUCCAUGCGGAGGAGCAGGCGAGCGGCAGGGCGUCCAGGACCGACUCCACCGACAAUUCUUCCUCCCUCCAGGAAGAUGAAGAAGUAGAGAUGGAGGCCAUCAGUUGGCAGGCUGGCAGUCCAGCCAUGAAUGGGCACCCUGCUGUUCCUCCGGGGACCACUACUACUCGUUUCCCCAGCUGGGUCACUUUUGAUGACAAUGAAGUCAGCUGCCCUUUGCCGCCAGUCGCCUCUCCCACGAAGCCCAAUCCGCCAUCUGUUGCAGCUGCAAUCCCAGAUGUACCUUACAACUCAACUGGGUCAUUUAAGAGGGACCGUCCCAAGAGCACGCUGAUGAAUUUCUCCAAAGUUCAGAAGCUGGAUAUUUCCUCCUUAAACCGCCCACCGUCUGUAAUCGAGGCACCACCCUGGAGGGCCACCAAUCCUUUCCUGAAUGAGACUCUGCAGGAUGUGCAGCCCUCCCCUAUCAACCCGUUCAGUGCUUUCUUUGAAGAGCAGGAACGGCGCUCCCAAAACAGUUCAAUUUCCAGUACCACGGGCAAAAGCCAAAGAGAUUCUCUCAUUGUCAUCUACCAGGAUGCCAUCAGUUUUGAUGAUUCAGGCAAAAGCCAGUCCCACCCUGAUGCUAUUGAAAGGCUCAAGCAACUCCACAUUGAUGAUCCCGAUCACAUGGGCAGUCCAUCCCUGCCCGAUGAUGACCCCAUAGCCUGGGUUGAACUAGAUGCUCACUCACCCGCAUCAGCUCCGUCUCAGCCCAGAGAUGGAUGGCCAAUGAUGCUGAGAAUCCCCGAGAAGAAAAACAUCAUGUCCUCCAGGCACUGGGGGCCAAUCUACAUCAAACUGACAGGCAGCGGUUACCUGCAGCUGUAUUAUGAGCAGGGGCUAGAAAAACCAUUCCGCGAAUUCAAGCUGGAGAUCUGCCAUGAGGUUUCAGAACCCCGGCUCCAGAACUAUGAUGAGAAUGGGAGGAUCCACAGCUUGAGGAUAGACCGUGUCACUUACAAGGAAAAAAAGAAAUACCAGCCCAAACCCGCUGUGGCCCACACAGCAGAGAGGGAGCAGGUGAUUAAACUGGGCACCACCAAUUACGAUGACUUCCUGAGCUUCAUCCACGCAGUUCAGGACUGUCUCAUGGAUUUACCUGUGCUGUCCAUGGACUUGAGCACAGUUGGCUUAAACUACCUCGAAGAGGAGAUUACGGUGGAUGUGAGGGACGAAUUCUCGGGCACCGUGAGCAAAGGAGACAAACAGAUCUUACAGCACCGUGUCUCGACCCGGAUCCACAUUCUGAGUUUCCUCUCCGGGCUCGCCGAGUGCCGCUUGGGCCUCAACGACAUCCUUAUCAAGGGCAACGAAAUCGUUUCUCGUCAGGACAUCAUGCCCACCACCACCACCAAGUGGAUCAAGCUCCACGAGUGCCGUUUCCAUGGGUGUGUGGAUGAGGACGUGUUUAACAGUUCCCGGGUUAUUCUCUUCAACCCUUUGGACGCAUGCCGGUUUGAGCUAAUGAGGUUUAGGACCGUAUUUGCUGAGAAGACGUUGCCCUUCACACUCAGGACGGCAGCGAGCAUCAACGGGGCAGAGGUCGAGGUGCAGAGCUGGCUGAGGAUGUCUCCUGGCUUCUCUUCUAACCGCGACCCUCUGACUCAGGUUCCCUGUGAGAACGUGAUGGUUCGCUACCCAGUGCCCAGCGAGUGGGUGAAAAACCUCCGCCGGGAAAGUGUUCUAGGGGAAAAGUCUUUGAAAGCCAAAGUGAACCGGGGGGCAAGUUUUGGCUCUGCUGGUGUCUCUGGCUCUGAGCCUGUCAUGAGAGUAACUCUGGGAACUGCCAAGUAUGAGCAUGCCUUCAACGCCAUUGUGUGGAGGAUACACCGACUGCCAGACAAGAACUCAGCUUCUGGUCAUCCACACUGUUUCUUUUGCCACCUUGAACUUGGCUCGGACCGGGAAGUGCCUUCCAGAUUUGCCAAUUACGUAAACGUCGAGUUCAGCAUGCCCACCACUUCUGCCUCCAAAGCAGCUGUGAGAUCCAUCUCUGUGGAAGACAAGCCUGGUGUCAGGAAGUGGGUCAAUUACUCUGCCCACUACAGCUACAAGGUGGAGAUUGAACAGAAAAAGAGUUUGAAGCCAGACUUUGAGGGAGAGGAGUUGGAAAACCCAAAGGAAUGUGGGGUACAGUGACAGUGGCCUACUGCGUAAAGAACUGAGGAACGCUGACUCACGCUGGGUGUCUUCCUGAAUAACUCAAGUUUAAGUCCACACCUGCUGUGGCUGCUCCUUGUUGGGGGUGGUCUACUACCGUUUCCUGUGUGCAGUUACCUGUGUGUGACAGGAAAUCCUGAGGGGGUUGCUUCCAAUAGACUCCUUGACGCUGAGCACGCCUAAAGCAUGUGGUGCACCCGGCUUUUGGAGUUUAUUGUAUAUUGAGCCUCCUCGUCUCUUUUCUGCUUAUAUCAUGGCACUGGUGUGUGGUUUGUGGUGACUAUUAGAGACCCAAAAAGAACGGCCAACAUCAGUGUUGGCAUGGUUUACUCCCAAUAUCCAUCUGUCACUUGGAAGUUUCUGGGAAAAGCAGCCUGGAAAAUUAAUCAAGGAUCUGUCUCUAGUGGUCCCUCUGUGAAAGACUCAGAGGACUUUCAAAACUAUUUCCUCUUUGGGCCUGCUAGGCCUUUUCUAAAACCCUCCAUUCUUUCGAGGCUGGUUUUACUCCACAGAGGUUGUCCAGAGGUUCCCCUUCUGGUUCCAGAUUGUUCAAGAUCGAAAUACUUUUUUCAACUUCUGUUUUUCCCAUCUGCUAUCCUAAGUCAUGAUAGACAGUGGGAAAAGCCAAUCUGAAUUUUUUCAGAUUCAGAGAUUGGAGCUUAAUUCUGCUAGUGGACUGGCUUGGAUUCACAGUCUGUUGAAGAGAAAGGAAAGCUGAACUUGUUUUUCUUCAUUUGAAGGAAAGGGAACAUUAAAUGUAAGUUUCUCUUCAGUUCCGAAGCCAGCUUCAAUCAUAAUGAACUGCCAAAUUCUCACUGAUCACUUCUAAUUCCUGAAAUACAGGCACAGCUGUAAGAGAGGCUUGUGAGAGAGAGACACUUGGGAGUUCUUUUCAUACCUCAUAGGCAAUGACUGUUACAUGUCCCUUUAAUGCGAAAUUUACAGGAAAUCGAAGCUAAAGAAAUCACUGUAAAAGCUUAAUUGGAAUGAGUUUUGCCCCAAAUUCAGAGGUUGGUAGUCACAGUGUUAUGACAAGUUCAAAAAGGCAGAAGGCUCCAGGGUAGGGCUGGGGAAAGCCAGUUUCCCAGUGUCAUGACCAUGAACCCCUAAUUCCAAGAAUCAGAGCGACCUCUUUUUCGCUCACGCCUACCCACCGCUUCCCACUCCCUGCUUAUUGUACCUUGGUGUUUCCUCUCAUGGAGAAUAAAGGGAGGGGACAGAAUGUAUAUUUUAUCAGACUUGGGAAAAUACCUGCAGUUUGGGACUGACUGAUCCAAGAUUUGUGUAUUCAGCUCAUAUUUAGUGAGAUUGAACUGUGUACUGGCAUUUGGCAUCCUUGCAGUGUUUUGAACUAUGGUUUUUUUGUUUUUGUUUUUGAGACAGGGUUUCUCUGUGUAGCCUUGG